AGCAACUACAUGCCGUGGAACGUGGAGCCACUUGGCGGAAAUUCUUGCAAGAGCAUAAUACCGUACGUGGUACGUUUUCCAUAUUCAAAUUUGCCCCACCUCGUCGUCAUGAGCCUCGUGAACAUUCGAUCGUCCGUCGUGGACGCCAAGCGCGACGGCAACCACACCGAGUACGCCAUCCGCAUCCAGACCCACGACGACGACAUCGUCGUGUACCGCCGGUACUCGGCCUUCGUCCAGCUGCAAAAGUACGUACACCGCCACCUCUUCGAAGGCCAAUGCUGCGGUGGCAAGUGCCUCCUGGAAUCGUUCCUCACCAACGUGUUUGAAACCGAGUUCCCGAACGCCAACUUCUUGACGAAAAACUCGGCCAAAGUCGUGCAAGAGCGCGUGUAUUUUUUGACCGACUUCCUGCAGCUCCUGCAGGACGCGUUAGCCAAAUGCCCGCCGCGCAUCAUUCAGCGCUGCGAAGGCGAAGGAUGCAAAGUGUCCAAGUUGCUCAAGAGCUUUUUGGGAAUUGUCUCGCCCAACCCAGCCCACGUCUAGUAAACGCGACUCGACUGACUUUCGUAGCCCCAGGUGUGGGAGCCCGGGAUUCAACGAGACUUGACAACCGCCAUCCACAAACAAAUCCAUGUCCCAAGGACAUAUGGACGUGGUGGAUUAUCUGUACGCUGUGGCCGUCGUCUUAUUUAAUAGCAACACACAUCCUAACGUCCA
Molecule: messenger RNA, 720 nt
Organism: Aphanomyces astaci
Lineage: Eukaryota; Oomycota; Saprolegniomycetes; Saprolegniales; Verrucalvaceae
Exons: 1
Coding region: 10-546 (178 amino acids)
Molecular function (GO): phosphatidylinositol binding
Source: RefSeq, a predicted model, not a curated record